AUGCAGCCGUUCUUCCUAUUCCUUUCGAUCGCCAAUCUCCUUUUGGGUCUUCUUCAAUGGGCGUCUGCCGCUGCUCCUACAACCGCCGAGGUUCUUUCCUCCUACCAACAGCCCGAGUGUGACGAGCCCCUGCUCCGCGAGAGUGCCCUGCCUGACUCAGCCUUCUCUGCCACCAGCAAUUCAGAGGCCAUGGACCAGCCUGCUGGCGAACCGUCCGCCGAUCACUCUGCGAAAGCUGCAAGGAACCUCGUUGACGGCGGCUGGUGUCCAGCUGGCAAAGUGGGCAGGGACUUCUCAGAGUACAUCCAGAUUGACAUGGGCACCCUAAAUGUGAUCGUGAAAAUCGCUUUUGGCGGACGCUCAGGUGUCGGGUUACAAUGCGAUAAAAAGAUCGGCUCUGGCAUUCGAAUUGGCUGCACCUUCUUCAGAGAGCCCGGGAUUGCCACUGAUUCUGACAUGUUAUUGCAAACUGUAGUUCACAUGGCAUCCAAACAAACUAACGUGCCCAAAUCGCGCAAGUACUCCGCUAACCUCACUCAAGUUAACUUUCCCACGAUUAUCAUCAAAGUGGGUGCCGACAGGAGACCCCAUCUCAAGACUUCAGGCUCCGUGCACGCGGUCACUCCCUAG
Messenger RNA from Dibothriocephalus latus, 630 nucleotides. NCBI's taxonomy places the organism in Eukaryota, Metazoa, Platyhelminthes, Cestoda, Diphyllobothriidea, Diphyllobothriidae. The record is from the annotation of a GenBank genome assembly.